AUGGCUUCGAUAAUACAAGUACUUGUUAGAAUAGUCAACUUACUAUUUCUGGGUAGAAGAAAAAACCUACAGUUGUUUAUUUUGUCUACUAUGAUUUUCUUGACUACUUUAACAGUAUUAUCAACCACUUCUAAAAAGUAUAAUUAUUUUGAUGAAUUAAUAUUGAAAGUUUAUGGUAACAAUUACUUAAAUGAUCAUAAAUUAAAAUAUCUAGAGAAGAAUGAUCCUGAAAAGUAUCUUAAUUUAAAAGUCGACUCCCUUAUACAAGAUAAAAAAUCUCAUGAUCUUGAAAAUAAAUUUUGGAUGUUGGAUACAAGUAUAAAAUCAGAAGAUACUACAAUUGCCCUUCCUGAAUAUUUCGCAGCUUCUUCAAAUUAUGAUAAAGAUGACGAUAGAUCAGUAUUGUCCAAUUACAACGAAAAACCAAUUGUCAAUUCAUUUGACCCAAGAUUCACUUUAGGUAUUUAUUAUGCUUAUAUUAGAGAACAAAUGAUCCAAAAUGAAGGCGAAACCAUUGAAAUCCCUUUUAAUUGGUAUGAUUGGGUUGAUAUGUCAGUUUUAGAAAAAUAUUUAAUUGCUUCCAAUAAUGAAAAACCAGAUUGUGAAUUAUUAGAUGCUAGAGAUGACACAAAAAGGAUUUUAACUAAAAAGAAAAAGGUUGAAAAACUUGCUCAUCAAUGGGAUGACGAUAAGAAAAAGGCCGAAGAAGAUAGAAAGAAAGCCGUAGAAGAUGCUAAAAAGGCCGAAGAGGAAAAGAAGAAGCAAGAAGAAGAAGCCAGAAAAUCAGAAGAAGAAAAGAAGAAGCAGGAAGAAGAUGCUAAGAAACAAGAAGAAGAAAAGAAGAAACAAGAAGAAGAAGCUAAGAAGCAAGAAGAAGAGGCAAAGAAGCAAGAAGAUCUUAAACAAGCAGAAGAGGAAAAGAAAAAGCAAGAAGAGUCUGCAAAUCAACAACAAAAUCGUGCAAAGAGAGAUGAAGUCAAAGAUUCUGAAUCUGAUGUGAAGGAUUCCAAAUCUGAUGAAAAACAAAUCAAGAAAAUCGAUAUGGCUAAAGUUUUUGAAGAUGCUUAUAAGAAAAUCUCUGAUGAAGAUCAAAAGAAAAUUCAAGACGAUGUUGAAAGUGAUGUCAGAAGAAUUCCUGAACCAAAAAAUUGGUGUAUUCCAGAUUCAAAAUUAUCAAUUAAUCAUGAUGAUAAACAUAGUGUUCAUCCAGGUUUUAAUGUUUUUCAAAAUCCUGGUAAAACAACUGAAAAGAAAGCCAUUAUUGCUGGUAAAUCUUUUCUUUAUUCCUUUGGUGUUCCACCUGCUCUGAUUUUGUUCUUAACUUCUGAAGGUUCUUAUCAAGUCAAUGUUAAACAUGGUGCCCCACUUUUAACCAAUGGAAUUCCUGAAAAAUACAUUGCUAAAAAACAAGAUCUUUCCUUGAAUGUUCUUGAAGAAUUUAAUGAAUUGAGAAAAGUUCGUCAACCAGAUACUGCUAGUGUUAUUGAUGAUUAUUUGGUUAAUAUUCCUAAAGAAAGUUUCAGAUUCAAUGGUACUGAAAUGAUCAUGAAAUAUGAAGCAAAAUCGAAAACUAAAGAAGGUUUGAAUUCUAAAGAAGCCAAAUAUUUACAAAGUUUGAAAUAUUCUGCCCAUUCAGUUGCUAAUAGAGGUCCACCAAAAUAUUUUUCUGAAUCAAGAUUAAUUGGUACUACCGUUGGGGAUCAUUAUGAUUGGAGAUUUUUCAAUGGUAUCAUGGCUGGAACUAUUGAACAAUCAUUAACUUUACAUCGUUUAAUUCGUACUUGGUUAUCCUUCACUAGAAAAACAGGUAUUACUACUUGGAUUGCUCAUGGUUCGUUGUUAUCUUGGUAUUGGAAUGGUAUUGCCUUCCCUUGGGAUAAUGAUAUUGAUGUUCAAGUUCCAAUUAUGGAUUUACAUAAAUUGUCAUUGGAAUAUAAUCAAACUUUAGUCGUUGAAGAUCCAGAAGAUGGAUUUGGAAGAUAUUUCUUGGAUUGUGGUACCUUUAUUACCUUGAGAGAAAAAGGAAAUGGUAAUAAUAACAUUGAUGCCAGAUUUAUUGAUGUUGAUACUGGAUUAUAUAUUGAUAUUACUGGAUUAGCUGUAUCAAAUAGUAAAACUCCAGAUAAGUAUCAAAAAGAAUUACCAAAAUCUUUCAAGAAGGAAACUGAAAAGGAUGAUAAAGAAAAAGAUUAUCGAAAAUUCAAUGAAUAUUUACAAAUUUACAAUUGUCGUAAUAACCACUUUAGUGCAUACGAAGAUUUAUCACCAUUAGUUAAAUCAACAGUUGAAGGAGAAAUUGGUUAUAUUCCAUCAAGAUUUAGUGCCCUUUUAAAUAAAGAAUACCGUGAUGGUUUAACUGCUACAGCAUUUGAUGGUCAUAUUUUCAUUCCAAAACUUCGAUUAUGGAUUAAAGAAAAAGACUUGUAUUAUUUCUUGCAUAAUAAAGACAAAUGGAAGCAAUAUCAUUCAUUUAAUACCAGAUUAGGGGAAGAUCCAGAAUCAACUGAAUUUAAUGAUUAUUCUUAUGAAUUAACUGAUGACGAAUUUACUAGUUUACAAUACACUCAUGAUAAUCCAUUCAAAAAGAUUGAAAGACCAAUCACUUUAACUGAACAAGAAAAGAGAAGAAUUGAACAAAUGAGUGAAGCUGAUUUAUUGGAUUUCUUGAUGAAUGAUGAAAUUUUAAUUAAUUAUUAUAAUACUAGAAAAUUCACCAGUUUCCAUGAAAAGGAAAUUAUGCAUUUAACAUUUGGUAAAUCAACUGCUAAAUUAAUGAUGAAUUCAAUUGAUUUCCCUCCUUUACAAUACGAACCUUAUCUUUACCGUUUGCAUAUAGAAUAG
Candida tropicalis MYA-3404 is the source of this 2841-nucleotide messenger RNA. RefSeq names its product Mnn4p (gene MNN4). NCBI's taxonomy places the organism in Eukaryota, Fungi, Ascomycota, Pichiomycetes, Serinales, Debaryomycetaceae. Bases 1 to 2841 code for a protein of 946 amino acids. The transcript has a single exon. The record is from RefSeq and is a predicted model, not a curated record.